AUGACGAGAACGCUUCACGAGCUUACCGCAGAGACAGAGUUCUGGGAAUGUCACCAGACAAAAGGCGACGGCAAGACUUGUUUCAAGAUUAAUGAAACUGAGGACAAGGUGUGCAUGGGGUGUAAAGCUAGGCGAGAUAAGGGAGACAAGGCUCUCGAUAAAGAUGGUCUCGAGAUUGGGGUGCUGAAGAAAGUUGAACACGGGAAGGAGUUUUGGGAGUUCAAGAACUGA
Molecule: messenger RNA, 231 nt
Organism: Fusarium odoratissimum NRRL 54006
Lineage: Eukaryota; Fungi; Ascomycota; Sordariomycetes; Hypocreales; Nectriaceae
Exons: 1
Coding region: 1-231 (76 amino acids)
Source: RefSeq, a predicted model, not a curated record